This is a messenger RNA of Quercus lobata, 2431 nucleotides long. RefSeq lists its product as uncharacterized. The record is from RefSeq and is a predicted model, not a curated record. Bases 1286 to 2245 code for a protein of 319 amino acids. The transcript has 5 exons. Lineage: Eukaryota; Viridiplantae; Streptophyta; Magnoliopsida; Fagales; Fagaceae.
CAAAAAGCUGAGUCUGAAAAAGGUGAGGUUUAGAAGCCUUGAAGAAAGAGAAAUUAGAGGUCAACUUUCUAGGGACACCCUAUAAUGGAAAGUCAGCAAGAGGCUUUUGGGGAAAAAGCAUCAAAAGAAGAAAAUUAUAAGAAACAAGGAAGGGACCAACCACCAAAGUUGCUAGCACAACAUUGGCUCUGGUACCCAAGGGAGCAAAGGAGGGGAAUCAAUGAUACCCCGAAACCCUAAGAUGAUACUAUAAAAAGGGGAAGCAACCAAUAGUGAAGGGGCAUUCAAUAACAAUGAAUUAGAAUAGAAUCAUUGAGAAAAUUCUGUAAAUAAACCCAAAGAAAGUAACAAAAGAAAGGAAAAUACCACCUAGUAUCCUCAAAUCGCCAUUAUAGGACAUACAUGAAUUCAAAGGGAUUCAAACUUUACAAGUCUUAGAGGCUUAAAGAGCCAUCUAAGUUUGUGAUUUUUGAGCUUAUUUGGACAAUGUAAUAUGUCUUAGUGAGCAUAUUAUAAUACACAAUUAAGAAAAGUAAUGGAAUAUCUCGCAUUGUCUUAAGGAUCCUUAACGUUUAUUCUAUGUUUUUUGUUUAUCACAUUGCUCAUUUACUGUUUCUUACUGUUCCAUGUAUAUAUAUUUUUUGCUUGUUAGUAUGUAUGUAUUGUAGGAUUCCUGCUCUGUACACCAUUUGGUUUGUAAUCAGCCUAUUUAACUGCGGUGAACCAAGCCCAGUCCCUUAAAACAACAACUAAAAGGCUCAAGUUCCUUACUUCUACUUGGGCCUAGACACCGUCCAAAAAAGGACCCUCACAAUAUCUAAAGAUACAAGUGGUGACAUGGCAUCUAAAUUUCCAAUCAACCAAGUUCAAGAAGCUCUGUAUUCAAACUAUAUUCAUUUAAAUGGAGAAGACAGUUCAACCUUCCAAUAAGUGCAAGAGGAACCAUGUGGGUUUGGAGGAUAGGAUAAGUCGGUUCCCAGACGAAAUACUAGUCUCUAUUCUGUCUUUCUUGACUUUUGAAGAAGCAGUCAGAACUAGUGUUCUUUCGCACCGAUGGAAACAUCCGUGGCCCUUCUUCUCUGGUAGUUUGGACUUUGAUGAUCCGGAUACAAUGUGGGACAUUGCGGACGAAAAGAAACAAUUGAAAGUCGAAAGAAAUAAUUUUGCAAAAAGGGUGAACCGUAUUCUAAAAUUACAUCAAGGCUCAAAUAUAGACCAGUUCAGAGUUUGUUUUUAGUUUAAUAGAUAUUCUAAACAUCGCGUUGAUGGAUGGAUUGACUUUGCAAUGUCAAAGAGAGUUAAGAGGCUUGAAUUGGACUUUACACCAACAUGGGUAUGCAAGAGUCAAAUGCGUUAUACAUUUCCACAUGAACGGUUUACAAAACUUGAAAGUUCUGUUGGAGUAUCUUGCAUCAAGUCCCUGAUGUCCCUUACUCUAAUGAACGUACGUGUAACUGGCAAGCUUCUUGAGCACUUGCUAUCCAAUUGUCCCUUGCUUGAAAGAUUACAUGUCUCUGAUUCUGAUGAUCUAGUGACUGUGAAGGUUUGUGGUUCAUCACUGCGGUUGAAGUACUUACACAUAAUACGUUGUUUAGAAUUUAAAAGUAUUGAGAUUUUUGCACCAAAUCUUGAGUCUUUGGGCCUCGUUGGUAGACAAACUGAGAUGCAUGUUAAUCAUGCACCUUGUCUUCUAGAUGUAUGUAUAGGGGGAAGCAAACCUGUGACUUCUGCAAUUUGCCCUCUUUCAAGCUACCUUUCUCAGCUACAGAGUUUGAUACUUCACAUUUGCAUUUAUCCAAAUGAAAAAUUGGAAUUCUUAAAAUUUCAACCAUUAACCAAUCUUAGACACCUCAAAUGGAGAGUUACUGCAUCUGAUGGAGAGAGCCUUGUCUAUUUAAUAUCAAUGGUAGAAGCAGCACCUUUCUUAGAGAAAUUUACUUUGGAGUUGUUAUGGAGUAAACCCCUGAUGGAAAGAGAAUUUAGGAAGGUGAUGAAAUAUCCAAAUGAGCACCUCAAGGAGCUGGAAAUAAUGGGGUUUGUGGGGCGUGCAAUAGACAUGGAGCUUACCGUUUACUUACUUGAAAGUGCCAUCAAACUUGAGAAGAUUGUUAUUAAUCCUCGAUCUCCAGCUCUUGUGGGAACCCCUUGGGAGUUUGAGACGACUGAGAGAAAUGAAGGAGCUAUAGAACGUGCCAACCAACUUAAGAAAAAUCUACCUCAAGGAGCUGAAUUACUUAUACUUUAAUCAUUGUCAUUAAUAUUAGCUUAAGUGGUGUUGUUUGCUAGGUACCAGUUGAUAUAUAUAGAGAGAGACUACAAAUUAAUUGUUAAAAUGUGAUGAUUGUCUUUUUACUGUUUUCAUUGUAACUACUUAAUGAUGGGCAAUAUGAAUUGCAAUAGUUAAUGCUGACAAUCUCCAUUUUAAUGUAGC